AACCUGUGAAACUGUCACUUAGAUGCAGAUCAACGUCGCCAUGGAUGAAAGGCAGAUGAUUCUGGUUGUUCUCUUUGGACUUUUUUCCUGGAAUCUCUGCUCCAUUUCUGCUUCAAUGCUGGAGACGAUUGUUCGACCUGGAGACAACAUCACCCUCUAUUGUGACUGCAGGCCGUCCACUGGAGUAUAUAUAGUCUGGUAUAGAAACUGCUCCCAUCAACACCAACCCACUCUUGUGAUGGAGACACUGAAAAGCUUUAUUUUAGAAAAGGAAAACUUACAUCGUCAUUUUAAAUUUUUAAAGAAUCAGUCGUCCGACUCGUAUGACCUGCAGAUCAUAAACGUCACUGAUUCUGAUGAAGGACUAUAUUACUGUGGAACAUUUGAAAUAAAGGUGGAGAAAAAUGUCUACGUCUACGGAAACAUCAGCACAAGGAUCAAACUCUAUGCAGGGUCUGGUUUCCUGCAUCAGAACAUUUCCAGACCAGUGGUGGAGUGCGGUUUGUGCUGGAAGCUGCUGUUCUCUGUCUGUCCUGCUGUUUGUUUUCUUUCUACUUUUCUUUCCUCACUUCUUGGUUCCUUCCUUUGCUGGAAACCAGAAACACCUGAUGAUAAGGAAAACAAAUCUGACUCUAUGAGACCUGCAGGAAAAUCAGAGGGGAGAAAUGUGUGUUUUGCUGCCCUGGGAGACCAUCCAACAUUAAAGAAACCAAAGAAGAAGAAAACAGUCCACAGCUCAGACCGAAGCCUGUUUACUGCUGUCAUCUACGCCCAGAUGGUUGAUGAUGAUCCAUAGAGGCAGAGUGCUCUCACUAACGCUCUUCCUCUGCAACUGAAAGCUGCAGUUUUCUCCGAAUGAAUUGAUGAUUAACAGCUGAUAACAAAUACUCAGUUAUUAAUGUUUAUAAAUAAUAAAAGCCCAGAGCAAC
Molecule: messenger RNA, 929 nt
Organism: Cyprinodon tularosa
Lineage: Eukaryota; Metazoa; Chordata; Actinopteri; Cyprinodontiformes; Cyprinodontidae
Exons: 5
Coding region: 23-796 (257 amino acids)
Biological process (GO): response to bacterium
Source: RefSeq, a predicted model, not a curated record